Lepus europaeus (European hare) is the source of this 3288-nucleotide messenger RNA. RefSeq names its product zinc finger protein 577 (gene ZNF577). Lineage: Eukaryota; Metazoa; Chordata; Mammalia; Lagomorpha; Leporidae. The record is from RefSeq and is a predicted model, not a curated record.
CAUUGGGUUGCCGGGCAGCGGAUACCGAGGUCUAGACAGGCGGUUUGUGCGAGUGGCCGCCGACGUGGAGACCCCGGAGGUCCUCGUCCGACUUUUCCGAAACGAGGCCUUCUUGUGCCUUCUGUGGCACACGUGGAUGGAAUUCGGGGCCCUGAUAUUAAGGUCCUGGUCUACAGGAACAAGACAUUUUCAGUAGAAGGUUCCAGGCUUGAGAGGUCACUGCUCGUGGCUGCAGCUGGACUUGAGAUAACUAACCACACCUUCUAGGCAGGUCCACAGCAAACAGAACACAGCACAUCCUAGAAUCACAGGACUUUUCCAAGGAACAGAAGGAAAUGGCCAAGGCCGAGGCAAAGAGACACAAAGGUCUUCCAUCUACCGAUUUACUCACCAGAUGCCCACAGUGUCCGGGACUGAGCCACUCUGAAGCUGGGAGCCUGGAACUCCAUCCAGGUCUCCCAUGUGGAUAGCAGGGAUCCAACUGGGCCAUCUUACAUCCUCACCAGCGGUGCAUAAAGCUUCCAGUUUCUCCGGUGGCCAUCCUGCCGGUCUGAGGAUAUCAGGGUGCCAAACCCAGUUCACUCUUCAAGUUGGAGCGAGGAGAGCCCCCAUGGAUGGUAGAAGGAGCACCUGUGGUCAAACCUGUCCAGAUGCUCUCCAGUCAGCGUCUCCCUUCUGGAAUCUCACCUGCUCUGUGGUGCUGUAUUUUGCUGCAGCCAAGACAGGUUCUGCUAUCCAGAAUGGAAGAUAUGCAGGAAAGGAUCCGGGUCAGUUUGUUGGAUAUGGGGAAUCGUGUGUCCACAUCAAGUGCGAUCAAACUAAUGGAAAUAAAGCCCAUGAAUAUGUUAAACCCGGUACCACCAAUUCACAACCCAGUGACCAUCAAAAAAAUUACCGAGGAGAGAAACCACAUGUGUGCAGUGAGCGUGGGAAAGCCUUUUCCUGGAGAGCACAGCUCAUUGGACAGAGAGAUCUGAAAGCGGAAACACCACAGCUGUGAUGAAUGUGGGAAAAUAUUAUGAGGAGGAUUCAGCUCACGGAGCACCAGAGGACUCACAUGGGAGAGAAGCCCUAUGAAUGUAAAGAGUGUGGGAAAGCCUUCUCCAGGAAGUCACAGCUCCCGGGUCCUAAGAGAACCCACACAGGAGAGAAACCCUGCAGAUGCAGUGAAUGUGGAAAAGCCUUCAGCAGGAAGUGCUGGCUCAGUAGACAUCCGCAAGCUCACACAGGAGAGAAACUCUACGGAUGCAGUGUGUGUGGGAAAGCCUUUUCCCAGAAGGCCUGUCUCCUUGCACACCAGGGACUUCACACGGGAGAGAAGCCUUAUGAGUGCAGUGAAUGUAGAAAAACCUUUUUUAAGUCAGACCUGACCAAACAUCAGAGAAUUCAUACAGGAAAGAAACCUUAUGAGUGUAGUGAGUGCCAAAAAGCCUUUAGAAGCAAGUCAAAUCUAAUGCAGCAUCAGCAAACUCAUACUGGAGAGAGACCAUAUGCUUGCAGUGAAUGUGGCAAAGCCUUUACCCACCUGUCAGUCCUCAUUAAACAGAAGAAAACGCACACAAGGCAGAAGGCUAUAAAUUCACAGAAGGUGGAAAAAUCUUCCUUGGGGGAUCAUACAUCUUUAUGCAUGAGUGGGCUUGGGCAGGUGGCAAACCGUGUGAACACAGUGUCUUCAGGAACCCAGCCUUUGCUGAGCAUCACCAAGUUCCUGGGAGGCAGCAGUGUAGUGAUUGGGAAGCAGCCUUUCCCAGGAAGUGAGAUCUUAGUAAGUAAUCAGCAAUGUGCACAAGGAGGACGCUUUACAAAUGCAGUGAAUGGGACCAUGCCUUCAGUAAUAAGUUAUGUCUUAUCUGUUACAGGUAUUGUAUAGGAAAACAAAUCUCCUGAUACUAGAAAUGUAGGAAAGUUCUUUUAGCAGAAGUCUUCCAUUAUUUGUCAGAGCUCGUUUAAGGCAGAACCCUAUGGCUGCAGUGGUUGGUGAGCACACUUGUGAGAGAAGUCAGACCUACCAAACAUCAAUGAAAUCAUGUUGGGGAAAACAGAGCUAUUGUGGGAGAAGCCUUUAUGUGGAGAUGAUAUCCCAGUUGGUGUCAAAGAAUUCUCAGGAAUUCUUAAGAAAGAAUGUGAUGUUUCCAUUCAUAUUGUGUACGUAUACGAAUGUAUGUCAGAAACAAGACAACUUUAGAGACACUGAAUAUACAUAUACUUUUUAGUAAAACAUGGGAGAACUUAUAGAAAAGAGAAACCUGUGAAAGCAAGAAAGAGUAGAAAUUCACUGAACUAAUUUAUGUAUUACAAUUUUAUACCUAGGGAGCCUUGGAAAGACUUCACUUACUAUAAAUGAAAUCGUGAACACCCAGACUGAUACUAUUUAAUGGACACCUGUGAACCUUAUGAAUGUAGAAGCACAACUGUAAUCUUACAAGUUUCUUAUGCUGCUAUAACAGAUGGCCACAAAUUUGGUCAUUAAAAUGAAGGCAGACUUACCAUUUUAUAGUUUUGGAGAUCAGAAAUUUAUAACAUCAAAGCUGUUGCCAGGACUGCGAUUCUGGAGGUUCUGGGGGCAAAUCUGUUUCCUUGCCUUCCAGUUCUUUGCCCAGACUCAUUCUGUGACUGGUGGCUAUCUUUCAGCAUCAAAGCCAGCAGUGCCCAGUCAGCUCUUUGCUGACUCUAAUAGUAGAUCUGCCUGCCUCUUCCAUGUUGAAGGAUCCUGAGAUUAUACUGGGUCCACCCAAAUAUACCAGGAAAGUCUCCCUGGCUUAAAAUAAUCUGAUUAGCAAUCCUGAUUCCACCAGCCACAAAAGUUCCCCAUUGCCAUGUAAUGUAACAUAGUCAUGAGUUCUGGGGCCUAGGAGAUAGACAUCUUUGGAGGCCAUGAUUCUGUUUACAACAUACUGAUUUCAGAGAUUUCAAUACUGGUAAGUUCCCAGCUGGUCAUUAAAUGCAUUUGAAAACCAUGUUCUCAGAGAAGUAAUUUCUCUGUGGUAAUUAUGAUCCAAAUGCAUACUGUCUUUCCCUAGAAUCAGAUUCUUACACUGUGAUUGUUUUAUAUGAACAUUCUAGAAUGUUCUUGAAAUGUGUCGAUCAAAUUAUCAUCUCUGGAAAAGAGCUUUUAAAUCUAAAAGAACAUGGAUUUACGCUGCUUGAAAUGUCACCAAAACUAACUUUGCGUGUCUUUUGACUUUGUGUAAGUUAACAUAUCCUAUUCUGAGUCUGGAAUACAGAUGCCAUAAUGUAGCUAAUUGUUGACAGAUAUUUCUCAUAACCAAUUUCAACAACAGCUUCUUC